GAUCUGACAACUUUUUUGGAAUUUUACAAUGAAUACCAUCCUAGCUUCUUCGUUGCCAACCAAAAAGUUCAUUGAUCCAGACUCUUGUUCUGUGCCAUUUCAUGACAUCGCUCAGCAAAACAUUAAUUCACUUCUAAAAAAUGAAAGCACAUGGAUAUUGAAACAAAGCGUGGGCCAAAUAGGAUGGAGAACAAAAAAACAUUAUUUUAAGGUCAAUCAGAAAGUUCAAAGUGGUCAAAAACAAAUCGCACAAGCGAAAUUAGAAUCGCAACCUAGUACAUCAAGCUACAAGGAAAAUUCGGAACAAGAAUUUCUUAUAAGCUGGACUGAGUUUGGUCCUGAUAAACAAUUAAGCGAUAAAGAAAUUAACACAAUUCUUAAAAGCCUAUCAAAGAUAAAGCAUCCUUUUAUAUUUCCAAUUGAAUAUAUUAAUUCAAAUGAAAACGGGUGUUUAACAAUAAGAAAAUUCCAUAAAGAAGGAAGCUUGAAAGAUAUGUUGUGUGGAUCGCAACCCUUAAAUGCUUUUUCGAUGAAAUAUGGAAACACUAAAGGCAGAAUUGCCUUACCACUUGAAGAUCUAUCUUUAUAUAGUAGACAAAUAUUAGAAGCUUUAAAAUUCCUGCAUUCAAAAGGCUUACCUUAUGGACAUUUAACGACUGCUAAUAUUUUUAUUGAAAAUGGUGCCGCGAAACUGAGUGCAAUUGAAAAUUUUAUUCUUGGCGUUUCGUCAUUCUACAGACCAUUCUUCGUCCAACACAGUAGAGUUAAUUCUAUGGAAAUGAUUGAUGUGUUUACAUUUGGACAUGUGCUUUUCGAGAUGCAAUCAACUUAUUCAUUACAAGAGCCAUGCAUCAGAGAAGUUUCAGAUUGUCCAACAAAUUUAAAAGCUUUAUUGGAACUUAUCAUUGCUAAGGAUUCUUUGAAGUCAACGUCUCCGUCAUUAGAUCACGUUCUUUCACAUAAGUUUUUUAAAGAAUUCGAACCAAAAUUUGAACAACUUUACUCAGGAUCACUAAAGUCUUCUAAAGUUGAUUUCGAUUUACCUGCCAAGGAGUCAAUUUUGAAAGCUUCCCAAAAAACUGAACAGAGAUUGAAGGAUGAGCAGAAACUGGUAAAAAGCCAAAAGCGAGUAACUCAAAGUCAAAAAAUGAUGAUAACAGAAGAAGAAAAAAGAAAACAAUCGAAACAGAAGCUCAAAACUCAAAACUCUUUGCAAAAUGGCCCAAUUAACUUCAGGAUAAAUCUGUCAGAAACAUCUCGUUCUGAAAGCAAAAGUGAAGAUUCGCAACACACAGGGAGUGAGAUAGUUUAACUGUCCAUUGAAGAGGCUGAGAUAUAUCAAUUAAAUAUAUACAGUUUUAUUCUUCAUAAAUAUGUAUAUAAUCAAAUGACAUAAAUUGUUAACAUUAUUUGUAAAUCGAUUAUAUACAUAAUCAUACAAUUUACAAUAUUUUUGGUGGAAAAUCUUAAGCUGUUUGAUGUUUCUUUGUAAUAAAAUAUAUUUC
Messenger RNA from Clunio marinus, 1505 nucleotides. NCBI's taxonomy places the organism in Eukaryota, Metazoa, Arthropoda, Insecta, Diptera, Chironomidae. The record is from the annotation of a GenBank genome assembly.